[Candida] anglica is the source of this 1086-nucleotide messenger RNA. NCBI's taxonomy places the organism in Eukaryota, Fungi, Ascomycota, Pichiomycetes, Serinales, Debaryomycetaceae. The record is from the annotation of a GenBank genome assembly.
AUGACACAGGUCCAACAAUUGGUGAUCCCAACCUUUGAAACCGGAGCAAAUAUAACCCGUGAGGAACCGCCAGAACAACUCCAACAGGCGUUGUUGAUCACUGCUUUCCAUGAGCCGUUAGCCGUGCAAUCGAUCCCUAUCCCGGUGCUAGGAGACCAUGACGUCCUUGUGCAGAACAAGGUGGUUGGACUCAACCCGAUCGAUUGGAAGGGAAAGAAGUACCGGUUCGGAGUUUACAACUUCCCCUGGAUCAAUGGCCGUGAAAGUAGUGGUGUCGUGGUGAAAUGUGGUAGCAAGGUCACCCAUCUCGCCCCCAACGACGAUGUCAUUGUCAGCAGUACCAGCUACCGAGACAAUAGAACCAGCACCUUCCAACAAUACACUGCGAUCGAUUCGCGACUUGUAUGGAGAUUGCCCGAGUUCCUCUCCUACGAACAUGGGGCCACGCUCGGCGUUGGCUUGGUCACUGCAGGAGUCAUCAUGUACCAGAGCUUUGGCUUUGAGCUCUCAACCACUCCACAACCGGUCAACGGAACCAUUCUCAUCUGGGGAGGUGCCACCGUCGUGGGAAUCUAUACCAUCCAACUAGCCAAGAUCGCGGGAUUGCGGGUCAUUGCCGUGGCCAGCUUGCAACACCAACAAUACUUGCAAGACCUUGGUGCCGACGUUGUCAUUGAUCGUCACUUAUCCGCUACAGAAAUCGCCAAUCUCGUGCAAGAACGGGUCGACUACGGCGUGGACUGUGUGUCCAAGGAGACAUCACUGGUGGUGUUGGACAUCUUGAGCCAACGUGCCAAUGCCAGCGGAGCCUCCACCACCCCACCGCUCUUUGCCGGAAUCGUGGGACUCCCCAAAGAGUUCCCCACCAACGUGGAGUUCCGAGAAGUGGUCAUCAAGCUGUUCCACGAGGACGUCGAGUACGGCAAACGUUUCGUCGACGUGACCACCGAAUAUAUUCACAACCGGGCCAUUCAGCCCGUAAGACACAAGUCCUACAGCGGCGGGCUCCACCUGAUUGGCGACGGUUUGCAGGACCUCGAGGACAUCGGCGCCAGGGCCGAGAAGUACGUGGUCCUGAUCCAUUGA